CCUGCACCAUACCUCAAAAAUUACACCCUCCCCACCACAACCCAUCGCAACCUCAACACCACAUACCACCUCAACCCAGCUCACACCCAUUCUCUCUGGUCAGUAAAUAAACUCUCUGAUUUGUCACCUCUAUGUGCUUGCCUUAGAGACAUUGUUACCCCCACAAAUCCAUCCUCUACCCCGCGCGCACAAGAAAUAUUCUUCCCGGAGGGUUUCUGAAAGAUCUGCUAACACCCUCUACUGCAGACAUACCACCCAACAUGUCGAACCCACGUAUCGAAGAGCUCCCAGAUGAGGAGCCAGCCAAGAAUGUCACCGCAGAGGACGAGGCGUCAGAAGACUCCGAUUCUGAGGUUGAGACUGGAGAGGCCGAAAUUCCAGCUGGUGGGGCUGUCGUCCACUCUCGUAACGAGAAGAAGGCGCGCAAGUCAAUUGGCAAACUUGGUCUCGUCCGUGUUCCUGGUAUCACCAGAGUCACUUUGAGACGACCAAAGAACGUAAGUGUUGUUCAAUUUCGGGGUCAACAGGAGGACGCAUCUCUGUGCGGCACACGAGACUCGGCCAUUUCGUCAUCCCUCUUUUUCUGCUUCCAGGAGUCGCCUUGAUACUGGGGAAACAAAAUGCUAACUUUCACUGUAUAGAUCCUCUUCGUUAUCAACCAGCCAGAGGUUUACAAGUCCCCAACCAGCAACACUUACAUGUACGCAUAACCCCACCAUAGCAUCCAAGAACCCACACUGACAUUUUGGACAGCGUCUUUGGUGAGGCCAAGAUUGAGGACUUGAACUCCCAAGCUCAAGCUUCUGCUGCUCAACAACUUGCCGCUGCCGAGUCCCACGACCACGCCGGACAUGAUCACUCUGGACACGAGCACAGCAACGACCACGGAAAGGGCAAGGCCGUCGAUACCGGUGAUGAUGAUGACAAGAAGGAGGAGGAAGAGGACGAUGGAGAGGAAGUUGAUGCCACAGGACUCGAGGACAAGGACAUUGAGUUGGUCAUGACACAGGCAAGCGUUUCACGGAAGAAGGCUGUCAAGGCUCUGAAGGAGAACGAUAAUGAUAUAGUCAACUCCAUCAUGGCACUGAGCAUAUAGGGACACCAUAACUUGCCA
Molecule: messenger RNA, 1114 nt
Organism: Hymenoscyphus albidus
Lineage: Eukaryota; Fungi; Ascomycota; Leotiomycetes; Helotiales; Helotiaceae
Source: the annotation of a GenBank genome assembly